This is a messenger RNA of Amblyraja radiata (thorny skate), 3585 nucleotides long. RefSeq lists its product as uncharacterized. The transcript is spliced from 13 exons. Gene Ontology annotation, biological process: regulation of apoptotic process. The coding region runs from base 169 to 3414 and encodes 1081 amino acids. The record is from RefSeq and is a predicted model, not a curated record. Lineage: Eukaryota; Metazoa; Chordata; Chondrichthyes; Rajiformes; Rajidae.
UUAGGGGUGGGUUGGUUUAGCUGGGAAGGAAGUGUGGCCGUGCAGCAGUUCAUUCUGCUCUGUACUGUGUCGAGAUACGAACGUGUCUGUACUGUCCGUCAGUCUAUUUCACGAAGCAGACAACAGAUCACCUUGAACUCUUGCUGAGACCAGAAGUUGUUUUUAAAAAUGGACAGAUUUUUUAAGCAAGCGGGUAAAGAACUGGAGAAAGUUGCAAGAGACAACCAGGGUCUUUUACUCAGUAUUGCUAAUCAUAGCAAGCUGACAGAAAGCGUUGAAAACAUAUUGGAGAUAGCCAGAAAAGAACCAACCGAAAUCUCCAAGGCAAUCAGUGAUGUGAAAGAACAUUCAGAUAUUGCCAAACCAGUGAGUGAUGCCAAUGACAUGAUUAAGCCAAAAAGUUUAAAUAGACAACUGGAGAUAAUCGGAAAGCAAUAUAUAGUAGACGUGGUUAGAGGGGCUUUGGAUAAAUCAACAAAGACCAAUUGUGCUGACGAGGUUAGUCAGCAGGUUGGUGAAUCACCAGACACAGGCCAAGGUGAACCUAUCGCAACCAACACACUGCCUGACGCUGGAAACGCAGGAGAGAUGGAUGAACUGAAAGGGAAGCUUCACAACCUAUUUCAGCAGGGGAGGGUGCCAUUCAAUGUCAGGACGUUGGCCGUCUGUGGCUACAGGAGUGCAGGGAAAACCACCCUGCUCCGCAGGUUGCUGAAUGAACCAUUUCGGGAGGAUGAGCCCAUUACAGACGGAAUACGGAUCGGACAGAUUGAUGUCCAAAACUGGAAAGAAAAGAUAGAUAAUCCAAGUGAUGAUCUGACAACCGCGAUUGCAACCUGUGUUUUAAACACCAACAAACAAUCUCUCAAUGGAACAAAUACAGAUCAAAGCACCACUCCCUCAAAUGAAGAACCGAAGACCAUCGGUGAAGAUGCCGUACUGAGUGAAUCUUUUGCCAAUGAGAUCCUGAUGAAGAUGAAAGGCUCCAGUGAAGACACGGAAGGUUUCUCCGUGUUCAGAUACUAUGACUUUGGAGGCCAUGUUGAAUAUCAACAGAUGCAUAUGCCAUUUCUACCACACAAUGCAGUCUACAUCCUGGUUGUCAACCUAAACUUGGCGAUGAAUGACUCAUUGCCGGCAAAGGAAAGACCGCUUCGAGGACAGAAAGUAAUGGACACCUGUGGAUAUACUGUGAAAGAUUAUCUGGACUACUGGAUUGGGUGCAUUUCCUCACUCUCUAAAGGUCACAAGACCACCUACCGUGUAAUGCUGGUUGGGACUUUUGCCAAAAGCUGCAGCAACGCUGAUGAGGCUUUGAGCAAUAUUUACAGUUACCUGCAAGAGAAUUUCCCACCUGCCGCACUUUAUGCUGAGAAAUUUGCUGUUGACAACUCAGUUGAUAGUGACGAGGGAACAGGAUACACCGAGCUGCGAUCUGCCGUGGACAAGCUCUCCAUGCAAGUUGCGUUUGAAGACAACGUUGUUGUGGGUCAUGCCAAACUGUACUAUCACAUCCUGCAGAGUACGGAAAAGUACCUGCUGUGUAUGGAGAAGUACUUGCCAUGGUAUGAGAUCAUGGGCAGGUCGCAAGGUUCAGAGGGGAGCGACACUGACAGGAAGCUCCAAGUGCAGGCUGCACUCCAGGUUUUAAACUGCAUGAAGUUUGCCUACUUUUCUGACCCAAUCUUGAUCUUGGAUCCUCAGUGGCUCAUUGACCUCAUGGCCGCUCUGAUCCCAAUCAGUUGCGCACCACCAUUAAAGAUCCAAACGGCACCCUUUCCCAUCCAACAUCAGUGGAUGAAACUGGUCAAUACCGGACAAUUUUCAGAAAGCCUGCUGGAAUAUAUUUGGCCCAGUGAAAUAUUGAAACUCAAGGACGAGCUGCUUGAUAUUAUGAAGAACCUGAAUCUGGUGGUGUUGGCUGAUCCCGUGUCCAACUGUUACCACCUGUGGUUCAAGCGGAAACAGAGGGAGGUCUUCUUGGGUCUCCAUGAAAACCAAGCCAUGGCUGCCUUCCGCAAAGACAUUUUUACAGAACUGAUACCACUGUUCCUGAAGGAAUGGCCCUACAUCGAAACCCUGGACACCACAUUUGUUCGACUCCAAAAGAAAAAGAAUACUGAUUACAAAGUAUGUCUGGAAUUAAAGAACGAUCGGGUGCUCCUCUUGAAUAACAACGAGUUUGAACACGACGACUUUGUGUACAAAGUUGGUUCUAUUGUGAAGAGUAUGCAGAAGGACUAUCCCACCCUUUGUCUGUUUGUGGACGGAAAGCCCUAUAAAGCCGUUGAACUGUUCCUUCAGAUCAGAAAUAACAUAAAACAAAAAACAGAGAUGGUGUGUGUGGUUAAGAUCUUUAUGGAAGACCAGCCUGAAAAACAAAAGGAUAUUUUCUUCAGAGAUCAAUCAAUUGACAUCAGAUUUGACACAGCCACGGAACAUAUGGUGGAAAAGAUUGAAGAAAGAAUGCUGAUAAAAACUCUCGCAGAAUUCAACUGGUUCCAUGGGCCGACUGCGGAAGAAAUCUGUAAGAAAAGGCUUGAAUUUCUAUCAGCGGCACGUUGCUUUGCUAAAGGGAAGCAGCUGGUGAACGAGCUUUGUGAACUGCUGAGGAAGUUACACAGCAAUGACGUUGAGGCCAGAACAGUUGGCGAGAAGGUGGGAGAGAUCCUGCAGUGCUGCGUCAUCCAGUGCAUGUUAGACACGGCAGCCCAGCCCAUAGACCACAGGGACAUCCAAACUCUGGACACUUACCAACUGUUUCAGCAAGCUCAGCCCACUGUCCCAGAAAGUGCCAUACGUGACGUUCAGAAUCUUCAACGCCUGUCCGAUGACUCCACCAUGUCCGAGGAUUUAAUAGAGAAAUUCACAAUUAGCAUUCACCGUCUCUUCUGGAUCGUCAUGCUGGUCUUUGUCAAGUGCAUCGAUGAAAAAACCUCCCAGGAAAAGUCCUUGGAGGAGAGAAUUAGUAACCUGUACUUUAAGACAUACCACCAGUUUAUCGAACAUGAGAAGGCGCUAGAUGCGCUGAGGAAUGAGGUUCACAACUUGACCACAGCAAUAAACUCAACCUCGAAAAACAAAUCCUGCAAAGAUUGGUUGCACAAAAACUUCAGCCAAUUUGUACAGACAAUGGGAGAAGGCGUUCACAAUCCUGUAGUGGAUAAGCUUUAUGAGAAGCAUCUGAAUGAAGAGGAGGUGAACAAUAUCUCAUCUCGGAGGACCAGCCAAGAGAAGAAUCGAGAAUUACUGAGAGUCAUGCUUGACAAAGGAGAAGAUACUUGCAGAAUGUUCCUUCGCCUCUUCUGUUCCAAGGAUCCUUUCAACGAAAUAACUAGAAAGAUACAAGCUGAAGUGAAUCUUGAACGGUCUGCAGAAGAAAUGGAUUAUGCAUAUUAUUCCAUGAACAGUUAGAAUACAGAUUUGGUAAUCUGAGGCAAGGCUCUCGCUUAACCUUCUCCCCCUGUUGCCAGCCGGGCAACCUCGGCAGCUUUUUAGGUUGCCAAAUGACAGUUUAGGUGGUCAUUUAAGAUGGCUUGCAUGACACGUGCGAUAAUGUGCUCGGACGAAGUGCGUAGUUACCAG